CUCCGAGGCGCCCAAUGUGCAUUGCACAUGACUGGUGUUCUGGUUGUUAUCAUUUGUGAAACAGAAUAAAUUUUGUACGCCUACUAUUUUAUGCCUAGAUCGUUAAAAACACCGAAGAUUCAAGUACCUUAAAUCAAGCUAACCAUGGGCCUACUAAAAAGUUUGUUUGUUUUUAAUGCUUUUUUUGUGUUUGCAAUUUACGGUAAAAAUAUAAAGGUGUCCCUUUAUUAUGAAUGUUUAUGCCCGGAUAGUGUAAAAUUUGUUGUAAAUCAACUUUAUCCAACUUACAAAGAUUUAGGAAACAGACUUGAUGUAGAGUUGGUUGCCUAUGGUUUUGCUAAAACUGAAGAAUCCAACAAUACAUAUAUGUUUACUUGUCAGCAUGGCCCAAAGGAAUGUUACGGCAAUAAAAUCCAUUCCUGCGUAGCCUCUCAAUAUUCCAUACCAGAGGCAAUUCAGUAUUUGUAUUGCGCCAUGUCUUCGGGAAGAGGUUGGGAUGACGUUUAUUUAAAAAAGUGUGCCACUGUCGGAAACCUGAAAUGGACCGAAAUCCAAAGCUGCAUCACAUCAGGCCGUGGAGAUUUGCUUCUGGCAGCCAAUGGCAACAAAACUCUCAGCGUCACGCCACCUAUUAACUUUAUUCCAACCAUAAUUUUUAACGACGAGUUCAAUCAAACUUACCAAAGCGAAUCAUUGAUCGACUUUAAGAAAAUGGUUUGCGAAUUAUUGGACUACGAAGACCCUGGUUGUAAAGAAAAUAAUGAAGCUAAGACAACCGCGAUAAGCAAAUGUUCAGAUACAUCAUUUGCUAAACAGAAGUUGCAGUUACCAGUAACGAUGAAUUUUAAUUUGUUUUUUGUGAUCCUAGGGAUAUUUGUUCAUCAGGCGGUGUCAACAAUUAAUGUUGCCAUUUACUAUGAAGCCCUAUGCCCAGAUAGUACACAAUUCAUAACCAACCAACUAUACCCGAACUUUAAUCAGCUAGACAGGUACUUAAACCUUGAAUUGGUACCUUUUGGAAAAGCAUUUAUAGACACUUCAGUAGAGCCUAAUAGAGUCUUGUGUCAACACGGUGCCAGGGAAUGUCUUGGAAAUAAAUAUCAAGCAUGUUUACUCAAUCAAAAUAAAAGUCAAAAAGUCAACGUGGAUGUAGUUAACUGCAUAAUGAUUCAGAUGGACCCCUCUAAUGUGGAGUUUAUUGAAAAAUGUGGAAAACUAUUUGGCUAUGACACCGAAGAAAUGAAAAAAUGCGCCCAAGGCCCAGAAGGCGACUCCUUGAUCAAGAUGCACGGAAACCGAACAAUGGAACUCGACCCGAUUAUUUCCUUCGUGCCGACCAUAAUUUUUAAUGGCGCCUACAACCACGCUGAUCAGGCAGGAUCCCAAUACAAUUUCGCUUCGGUGGUUUGCAGCAAGAUCCAGGGGCAAAUACCCGAUGUUUGCAGAACCGCCAAGGAAGUUGGAUAUUCUUAUUUUUAAAUUGGUAAAUGUUUUUGGGUGUUUACGUGUUUUUGUUAUUUAUUGAUAAUAAAAUGUUAUAAAUCAUACAUUGAUGAAUCAUUAUUUAUAUAUAAAUAAAAUAUGCAUCAAUAUUAAGACACAUUUGUUGAUU
Molecule: messenger RNA, 1612 nt
Organism: Brassicogethes aeneus
Lineage: Eukaryota; Metazoa; Arthropoda; Insecta; Coleoptera; Nitidulidae
Source: the annotation of a GenBank genome assembly